GAGAGAGAUCACCUUCGUAAUGAGCGCGCAAACGUGCUUGGAGACUGCAGCUGUUGCGUGGGGAGGUCCCUGCUGCGCGUCUACCUGUCGGAUCCACGCGCCGAUCGUGGAUCUGCUCCUCCAAAACGCAAAAUGUUUCCAAGGCUACUUUUCCCCGCUUGGCUGCUCUUCGUCCACGCACCGCCGGUCUGCCGUGGAUUUAACAUAGACGAACGCUUCCCCGUGAUCAAAGAGGGCAAAACCAAAGGCAGCUUCUUUGGAUUGUCCGUGGCCAUGCACGAACAGACAGAGGGCUCAAGGAAAUACCUGCUUCUAGCGGGAGCGCCCAAAGAAAAAGCCUUAGCAUUGACGAACGUCAGUGAAACAGGUGCUGUCUACUCCUGCCCCGUUACCACGGAUGCCUCGGACUGUUCCAGAUUGGACCUUGUCAGCUCAACAAACCCGUCCGAGAUGGUGGAGGGCAUGUGGCUGGGCGUGACUGUGGCCAGUCAGAGACUACGGUCGGCCGGCCGCAUACUGGCAUGCGGCCAUCGCUACGUCAAGAUCGUACGAAGCGGCACCGAGCAGCAGCGCCGGAUGAUAGGAAAGUGCUACGUGAGGAGCAAUGACCUGACCUUCGACCCCAACGAUGACUGGCAGACUCACACCUACGAGGUGUGCAACCCCACUUUCGACAUGGAGGUUGAAGGCAUGUGCAACAUGGGCAUCUCGGGCGGCAUGACGGAGAACGAGAUGUACAUGGGCAGUCCGGGCAGCUACGUGUGGCAAGGAAAUGUCCACGUAAUAUGGAGAAAUCCUGAUCCUGCCAAUUCAUGGGACUCCUUUAACAAAGACUUUGGAUCGCUGAAAAAACAAUAUAAACUCUACUAUAUGGGUUAUUCCGUUCUUGAAGAGAAGGGCUUGCUGAGCAUUGACAAGUACACGGUGGUGACGGGCGCUCCCAGGUAUGAGUCCAAGGGUUCUGUUGUCCUCGCGGUGAAGUCUGACAACAACAUCGAGCCGGUGCUCAUCAUCCCCGGGGAGCAAGUGGGCUCGUAUUUUGGCAGCAGUCUGGCUGUCACAGACCUCAACAACGACAAUUGGAACGACUUAAUUGUGGGUGCCCCGUUUUAUUUUGACCGCAUGAAGGAUGAGGGAGGAGCGGUUUAUAUCUAUAUGAACGAGAACGGAUCGUUCCAGAAGACUCCUACCAUGAUGCUCAAGGGCCCUGCGUCGUCUGCAUUUGGCAACGCGGUGGCCGCCAUCGGUGACGUCGAUCAGGAUGGAUUCCAAGACUUUGCAGUCGGAGCUCCGUUCCAUGGCACAGGCAAGGUCUACAUAUGGAUGGGAAGUAAAGAGGGAAUCUCAGAGGAGCCCAGCCAGGUGAUUGAGGGCAAGUCUGUGGAUAACGGAGGGUUCAAAACAUUUGGCUACUCCAUCAACGGAGGGAUGGACAUGGAUGACAACAACUAUCCCGACAUUUUGGUGGGCUCGCUUGACGACCGCAUCGCCCUGCUCAGGACUCGGCCAGUCGUGCACUUAACGAAGGGGUUUAAUGUGGAGCCAAAGAUUGUGGAUCCUAAUCAGUGCCAAGGGAAUACACCGUGCAUCGUGGCCGCUCUCUGCAUGUCUUUCACCCUAAGCAACGGCAACAAAAACUUCAAGAAAAACAUCACGGUGAAGUACACAGUGGAGGCCGACAUAGAGAGGAGAAGAAGCCCGCGGGUUCGUUUCCAGGACAACGAUGAUAACUCAUAUACAGGCCUGCUGACCCUGCCAGCCAACAAGUCCCAGUGUCAUCGUCUCAACUUGAAUGUUGUGGGAAUUGUGAGGGACAAACUGGAGCCAGUGGUCUUCUCCGUCAACAUGUCCUUAGAUGAACAAAAACCCAAAUUGAGACGCUCCAUUCAGAACCUGGACUCAUUCCCCAUUCUCAGUCACGACCAGAAACUCACCCAAAGAACCGAGAUUAACUUCCAGAAGGAGUGUGGCUCGGACAACAAGUGCAGCAGUAACCUGCAGCUGACGGCUCAUUUUGCUGACAACAAGGAAAACCCGUUCCCCAGGCAGGACAAAUCCCAAGUCCUUCAAUUCAACAGCAGUAUGAAGAUAAUCAGGCUGAUGGUGGAGGUGACCAACUUUCCUACAAGGGGGAAAGUGGCUGAGGACGCCCACCAGGCCACGCUCAACGUCACCAUCCCUGAUGCUCUCAAAUACUCUGGCGUCAGGUCCCAGGACCAUGAUGUCGAAUGUCGUUUUGAAGGCAAUGUCCUUUGUGAAUUGGGGAAUCCACUCAAAGGCAAGGAAAAGGUGUCACUCGCCUUGAGGUUGGAGACGUCAGGCAUAGAUCUGUACACGCAGGAGAUCCAGUCUCAGCUGCUUCUGUCCACUCUCAGUGAGCAGAGUGACCUGUUUCCUGUGCCUGUAACCCUGCUGAUCGAGAACACCAUCAUUCCUUCCUUUUCCAUAGAGAACGCGCUCGUUCAGACCAAAUUUGGCGGGACGGUGAUGGGUGAGUCGGCCAUGGUGAACAGCAGCGACGUGGGCAGUCUGCUUGAGUUCACCUUCAAUGUCAACAUGAGGGGGCCGCCCCUAGGGGACUUGGGGACCCUGGCUGUGGAGUUUGAGUGGCCCUUUGAGGUGUCCAACGGGAAGUGGCUCCUGUACCUGACUCAGAUCAUCGUUCAGGCGCAGUCUGAGAGUGAAUGUCAACCGCCUGGAGAUGUCAUCAACCCUCUCAACCUAACUCUGUCAGAAAGUACAUCCAAACGUGUGAAACGCCAAAUCGGGGCGGACCAUCCAGACGAUAUGACCCCGCCUCAGAUUGUUGAGCCGCAGGCCACCCUCACGCUGCUCACGCCACGAAAAGAAUCACAUCUGUUGGAAUGCUCCUCGGGCACGGCGCGAUGCGUGACCUUUACGUGUCCUUUGUUGAACAUGAGCAACUCUGCCAAGAUUCAUGUCCGCGCUCGUUUGUGGAACAGCACUAUGCUCGAGGACUUCGCCAAUGCUUUGUGGAUUAAAGUUGUAGGUGAAGCCACACUGAAACUCAUUACAGACAGACCCACCCUUAAAAUGGAAAGGCAGACCACCAUGUUCACAGUGGACAUAGAACCAGUUGAGUGGGUAGAGACGCCCUAUGAACUUCCGGUGUGGAUCAUCAUCUCUGCCGUCGUAGCUGGAGUUCUACUUCUAGGAAUCAUCAUUAUUAUACUUUGGAAGUGUGGCUUCUUCCAGAGGGCCAGCAGGAGGGAGAUGUAUGAGGCCAAAGCCCAGAAGGCUGAGAUGAAGAUCCAGCCCUCUGAGACAGAGAGGCUCACUGAGGACUACUGAGACCCACUAUGGGUCCACAACUGCACACACCAGUGGGGCUUUUUGGCUUGGAUUCUUCAAGCGAUCCCUCUACUACCGGAUAAUGCCAAAGCACCGCGGGGUGAAAAUUUGCAAGGCCGAUCGCUAUCGGUUCAACACUGGAUUUGAGCCAGAGGAGCCACACAAAAAGUAUUGGACCACCAACUGGACAGAAAUGCAGCAUUUCUACUACUGAGGCCCUUACUUUACAUCCCUCAGCCACUGACUGACAUGGGCCAAAGGAAAUAACAUUUGGAACAAGUCUGGACCAACUGUGGAUAAAAAUGCGUAGAUUUUAUUUAAUUUUUUUCCCCCGUCGAUUUCUCAGUGCAAUACAUUGAACAUUUUUGUCUCUGCGAUUGUAAUUGUUGAGUAUUCUUACUGACUGCAGUGUUGUGAAUUGAAUAUUGUCACUUUCAGGACGUCAUUUUGAUGUUAUGAAUUUGGUGCGAUAGCUUUUAAUGGCUUUCUUUUUAUUUCCACAUGUUGAUGUUUUUUUUUGUUUUUUUUUACACCAAAUCACCCGUGAAUUUUUUGUUUUAGUAAAUACAGUGGUGCCUUGCAAUACGAGUGACCCAAGUUACAAGUUUUUCAAGAUAUGAGCCAUCGUUCGCCCGAUGGAUUAAUGGCAUUUCCGUUCAUUUCACUGGGGAAAGCUGAUUUGAGAGGUGGUUAUGGGGAAAAAAAAAAAAACUUGUAUCUCAAAGCACUACUGUAUUUGUGCUUCUCUGUCAUUGCUAUGAGUUGUAAGCAAUGUCUUUUUUGCCCGCUGCAGUUUUUUUUUGUUUUUUUUUUAAUAUAAAUAAUCAGUCUCUUGCACUUACUUAUGCCUUAUGAGUUCAUUUUCAAUGGAUUUUUUGUUGUUGUUGUUUUUGUUUUUCUUUCAGGGACUGCAGACGGUACUAAUGAGGGAACCGAGUAUUGCAUUGUCUCACUGGGCUGGGGAUGUUUUUAAUCGCGAGGCCCUGACUUGAUGACUAUUUAUUACAGUCUUGUCCAAACACAGCAGGAGAUCCGUUUAACUAUAUGGAUGAUCUCACGCAGGGAGUCACAACACUGGAUUCAAUCAUGCUUCAUGUUGUGAUCAACUGGACAAUGCGUGGCUAUGUUAUAAACGUUUCAUUGACUACUCACUGGACACUUCUAACUCCAUUCAACACAAGUGUAAAUUAUUAUUGUUGAUGUAAUUUUGCAUUCGUUGACAACAGAACUGUGUUAUACUGAUAUUUUGCCUCUUUUAAAGUAUGUUAACAGAAAAAUUACAUGGCAUUGUGCUAAUGUAGUGGUCAGUGAGUGGAUGUCAUUUGUUGUGUAUAUUUGUACGGGACUUUGGGAUGCCGUCCAAGGCUUUUGGGUGGCUUUCAGCACUAAAAAGCAGCUUGGACUAAGAAGACAUUGAUUCAGUCGUCUCUGGUGGGACUAAAUGUUGCCUCGCUGCUUUUGCUCAUGUUACCUGAGAGCUGCCAGGUAUUCUUCUGUGACACUGAGAACUGCAGAACUUAACAGAGGCCCCUUUGACUCCUCAGGAUGGGAGAGGGGAAGGGCUAAAAUGCACAAUCUGUGCUCUGAUUUAAUUUUAUUUUUUUUAAUAUACUGUGCAGUUUUAACGUAAUUAAAUUGUUUAGAACAUG
This is a messenger RNA of Phyllopteryx taeniolatus (common seadragon), 4961 nucleotides long. RefSeq names its product integrin, alpha 3b (gene itga3b). NCBI's taxonomy places the organism in Eukaryota, Metazoa, Chordata, Actinopteri, Syngnathiformes, Syngnathidae. Gene Ontology annotation, biological process: cell-cell adhesion; cell-matrix adhesion; cell adhesion mediated by integrin. The transcript has 26 exons. Bases 133 to 3312 code for a protein of 1059 amino acids. Gene Ontology annotation, cellular component: integrin complex; external side of plasma membrane. The record is from RefSeq and is a predicted model, not a curated record. Gene Ontology annotation, molecular function: integrin binding.